AUGGGAGCGCGCGGUAAAGGAAGGCCGCGCGAGCCGGGUACCGCGCUCGGCUGCUGCUGCGGGUCGAUCCCCUGGGUGCAGCUGCUCUGCACGCUCCUCAUCACAGCAGGCCUCGUCGUCUUCUUCCUUAAAUCGGGGGAGGCCUUCUCGUCGGUCAAAGCACUAUUCACAGACCUGAAGGUGUCGGCAUCCGCCCAGAAGGUGGCCGCCGCGGCCAUGGAGGGCCUGCUGGCCGCGGGCAUUGCCGUCGUGGUGGCGGCGAUCGUGCUGUCGGUGGUGGGGCUGGUGAACAGCUGGAUAGGCAACGCGCGGCGCUACCGCGCCAAGCAUGGCGCCAGGGUCACAGACGCGGCCUCAUGCGGCUCUUGGUGCCAGAUGGGCACGUCGGUGUUAGUCGUCCUGCUGAUGUGGCUGACGCUGGCCCUCGUGGUGGCGCUCAUCGCCGCGUGGACGGCGGUGCUCCUGGGUUCCAUCUCUGGUGACAGCGGCGCGGGCUUCGCGAUGGGGCAGGCCUUAUAG
Molecule: messenger RNA, 519 nt
Organism: Monoraphidium neglectum
Lineage: Eukaryota; Viridiplantae; Chlorophyta; Chlorophyceae; Sphaeropleales; Selenastraceae
Exons: 4
Coding region: 1-519 (172 amino acids)
Source: RefSeq, a predicted model, not a curated record